CGGGAGGAACCGAGGGGAGGGCGUGAGGCGCGCGACGCCGGCAACCUCGCUCGGGCCCAAGUCACCGCCCGCGUCCCCGGCUGAGGCGGCCGCAGCGGCCGGCGUCGAGGGCGUGGCGGCUCCUCGCGGCCCCGGGCGGAGGGGGGGCUCUGUCCGCCCCAGGCGGUGCUCGUCACCCCCGGGCCUCUCCCCUCGAGUGCACAGCAGUAAGUGUCUGGCAGAUAUCCUAGAACUUUACCCACAGAGAAGAUGCUACGAGACACCAUGAAGUCUUGGAAUGAUAGCCAGUCAGAUCUCUGUAGCAGCGACCAGGAGGAGGAAGAGGAGAUGGUCUUCGGUGAAAAUGAAGACGACUUGGAAGAGAUGAUGGAUCUGAGCGACCUGCCCACCUCACUUUUUGCUUGCGGUGUCCACGAAGCAGUGUUUGAGGUCCCAGAGCAGAAGGAGAGGUUCGAAGCUCUGUUCACCCUCUAUGAUGACCAGGUCACGUUCCAGUUGUUCAAGAGCUUCCGCAGAGUGCGGAUCAACUUCAGCAAGCCCGAGGCUGCGGCGAGAGCUCGGAUAGAGCUCCACGAGAGUGACUUCCAUGGCCAGAAGCUGAAGCUGUACUUCGCACAGGUGCAGGUGUCCGGGGAGGCUCGGGACAAGUCCUACUUACUGCCACCACAGCCCACCAAGCAGUUCCUCAUCUCCCCUCCAGCCUCCCCGCCAGUGGGGUGGAAGCAGAGUGAGGAUGCCAUGCCUGUGAUCAACUAUGACUUACUCUGUGCUGUCUCCAAGCUGGGGCCAGGGGAGAAAUACGAACUGCACGCAGGAACCGAGUCCACCCCCAGCGUGGUGGUGCACGUCUGUGAAAGCGAAACGGAAGAGGAAGAAGAUGCAAAAAACCCCAAACAGAAAAUCACGCAGACUCGGCGCCCAGAGGCCCCCACGGCCGCGCUGAGUGAGCAGCUGGACUGUGCACUGUGAGCCCUGCCGCCGCAUCUGUGCUGCUGCUGCUGCUGCUGCUGCUGCACCUGUGCUUCCUGAUGCUGCCGCUGCACCUGCUGUGGAGCGCAGCCAGGAGAUGCCGCUGCAUCCAUCGGGCAGCCGGGCCAGCCUUGCCAGGCCGGAACGUGGGGUGAAGUAGCAGAUGUGGCCAGCUGUUUGAAAUUUUGAACAAUAUUCUAAAUGGCACUUUACGCGACAAGGUUAGCCCCCACUGUGUGGCACCUGACUCCUCCCCCAGAAACCUUAGUUCCCCUGAACAUGUAGAUCGUUGGGUACCAAAGGCCAGAACUAGAAUCACCAGUGCACUACCAUUUUUACAGAUUUAAAAAUUAGUCUUACAAUUUCAGUAAUUUGGUGUGGGUAUUUUUGUACUGGUGUGGUAGUGUCUAACAAAUACAUUGAGCAAAGGCUGAAUGUUACUCAUUGUACAUGACUUUUUUUUUGUUAGAUACAAAAUCAUGUGUAGAAGUCAUUUUUCUCCAGUAUUUUUCCACUAGCCUUGGGAAUGAAAUGCCAACUGAAUGAGAUUGUCAGCUCCACACAGCAUGCACAGAUGUGCUCUUGGCUCUUGAUAGCCCUCUCGCAGUUGACCCUGCCCCCAGGGCAGCCCGCCCAUGUAAGCCUGGGCUCUGCAAGCAGGCUGUGUCACCGGAAGCUUGGCUGCCGAUGACAAGGAGUUGCAGCCUGGGGAGGAGCAGCAGCUCUUCAGGUAAUCUCCUGACCAUCCUGAUGCUGGCCUGUCACUGCUCGAGUUGUCCUGCCUUGUGUGUAGAUUUGGGGAUGCUAGUCACAGUCUUCAAUUUUAGAAAGUAAUAAGACCUUCUGAAGACCACUUUAAAUCAGGAGGAGUUGUUUCUUUCUCUUGUUUGUUUGUUUGUUUGUUUGUUUGUUUGUUUGUUUGAAGACAGGGUUUCACUUUGUAGCCCAGGCUGGCCUUGAGCCCAAGACUGUUCUCCUUCCUCAGCCUCUUGAGUCCUGGAUUGAAGGUAUUGAAGGUGCAGUUCCUGCUUCCCUUUUCAAUGAAAUUUUCCGCCUUAGCUUGCAGUUGACAUUUAUAUAGAAUUGCUUCUUGCACAUGUCAAUGCAGUAUCACUAGUGUGCUGGGGCUGCAGUCCCUCUGGAAGAAUGCCCUCCUGCCCAGGAGUGCCCUGCUCCAGGUGGGUCAGCUGGCCCCACCCUCUCACUGUGCUCGCUUACUACAUGGCACGUAUGCAGAGCUGGCUGGUGUACAUGAAGGGACUAGACAUAGAACUAAGAAACGAACACAGCAGCUACUGUAAAGAAGAGAAAUGGAGAGGUUGAAGCCAUGAUGGCUGUGUUCUUUGGGUGACAUGUUAGGGCUGAGUGUCUUUUGUGGUAGAAUUGAUUUCUGAAGAUUUAAACUGUAUUACAUGCACACACAAAUGUCUUCUAACUUGUUGAAACAGGGUCUCAUAUAGUCCUGGUUGACAUCAAACUUGCUAUGGUCUCAAGGAUGACCUUGGACUCUGCUCCUGCCUCUGUCUCCUAAGUGCUAGGAUCUCGGGCAAGCACCACCACACCUAACAACAGCAACACCAGAAGGAGUUGUCCUUGCCCUCCGACACUCUCGGCCCUCAGGUGCCAAUCUGUGCGUGUUGGCCAUUGGGAAACUCGGUGUGGAUUCCAUUGAAGGUUUCGAUUCCUUCCACACUGGUUGUCGGAUCCAGAUCGUCAUCUGUCGGGUUAACUGAGAGGCUCUGCUCUGCACCCACCUUGACUUUGCAGUUCUGAGCUCAGCAGUUUGCUUCCUUUGGUUGCAGGACAGGCCCUAGCUGCCAGCAAGCAGGUAGAUUUUCAGCAGUUGGGAAGCUUUUGUGUUCCCCAUUAUACAAUAGAAAUUCUCUCCAAUUUUCUAAGUGAUCAAAACCCAAUUUUUAAGUUUGUCUUGGCUUUCAUUUUCUAGCUGCCAAUUAAAGAAAAAAAUAUUUUAAAGAACAUCCCCUUUUUUCUUUUUUCUCAAGACAGGGGUUCUCUGUUUUAGCUCUGGCUGUCCUGGAACUCUGUAGACCAGGCUGGCCUCGAACUCACUGAGAUCCACCUGCCUUUGCCUCCUGAGUGCUGGAAUUAAAAGUGUGUGCCACCACACCUGGCCUAUUCCUUUUUUAUUUAAGUGAAGAAGUACAAACUACUCAUCUCUGUAGAUUUUUUGAGAGUAUUAAAUUGUGUGUAUAUAUAGGGCUGUGUGCAAGGAUAAGGGAAGUCAUUUAAACUUUCCUGGAUAGCAAAUGUUAAUAUUUUCCUCUUCUCUGGUAUAAUAUUUCCAUAAGACAAACUCUAGAAAAAAAAAUACCCAUCCAUUUUGUUGUUGUUAUUGUUGUUUUUGUUUUUCAAGACAGGGUUUCUCUGUGUAGUUUUAGUGCCUGUGCUGGAUCUCGCUCUGUAGACCAGGCUAGCCUCAAACUCACAGAGAUCCACCUGGCUCUGCCUCCUGAGUGCUGAGAUUAAAGGCAUGCGCCAUCACUGCCCAGCCCCCACCACCACCCAGCCCCCAUCCACUUUUAAUGAAAUCAAUAAGAAUAUCCAGGACUCUGUUUUUAAGCUCUUUCUAUGCCCAGUUAAUACAGCCAUUUCUUAGCAAGCGAGUCCCAUUCUUUUCGCUUGUUUAUGAAAAGGUCUCAAGUAGCGAAAGCAGCUAGUCUCAAAUUCACUGUGUGGCCAAGGAUGAUCUUGAAUUCCUGAUCCUACUGCACUCGCCUCCAAAGCCCAGGAUUACAGAUGUUACAAAUGUGUACCAGAGCACACAGCUUAUCCUUUAUCUUCUUUCCAGUUCUCAUAGUAGAUUUUAUGUACUUUUUUUUUUCAAAUUGAAAUUUUGUUU
Molecule: messenger RNA, 3829 nt
Organism: Peromyscus maniculatus bairdii (prairie deer mouse)
Lineage: Eukaryota; Metazoa; Chordata; Mammalia; Rodentia; Cricetidae
Gene: Rcan3
Product: RCAN family member 3
Biological process (GO): calcium-mediated signaling
Cellular component (GO): nucleus; cytoplasm
Molecular function (GO): nucleic acid binding; calcium-dependent protein serine/threonine phosphatase regulator activity
Source: RefSeq, a predicted model, not a curated record